CUUAUGAUAAUUGUAUUGCCAAGUUCGUGUGUUUACGUGAGUUUGUUACUUAGGAAAUUAAAUUUAAGAUUAAAUAAGAUGUUUGAUUAGGUAUAAUUAAGUGACUAGCAAAGUUAUAAUAUAGUUAAUACUGAUUAAAGCUUCGAAAAUCAUGAUGGAAGAUGCUUGUAGACGAAAAUAGGUCAACAAAAGAAUGCAAAAUUUGACGACGGUGGAAGACAUUGAUCACAGGACUGAGAGCAGCAGUAGCAGAAUGAGGAGGAAAUCAAUUAAUGAUGAUGAACUUAUUAGAUUUUCUGUAAGAGAACUGAAUUGCCAUCUUAAGAUGUGUGGUUUAAGUCGUGCAGAAAUUACGAAAAUGAAGCAGCGUCGAAGAACACUAAAGAAUCGAGGUUACGCAGCUAGCUGUCGUAAUAAACGAAUGGAACAUAAUGAUGAAUUGCAGCAAGACAAAAAUGACACAUUUAUUGAAAUCACCAAACUAAAAGAAGAAAAUAAAAAAAUUCAGGAAGAUAUAGAUAAUAUACGUGAGAAAUAUGAAGAGCUUAAACACUUUGCUCAGCAACAGAACAUAUCAAUACCUAAGGAGUUAGAGUUUCAUUUUGAAGCUGAAGUAUGAUUUUGUUUGAAAUGGCAUUUUAUUCUUUUCAUACAUAUUUUUAUACAACAUUUUUAUCGCUAUCUGCUGAAUGUUUUAAAACAUUUUAUUAUAUGAUUAUAUCUCGGUUUUUAGUGGGUUAUAAUAAAGGUCAACCAGAGGAUCUCUGGUAAUGUAAUAGCUAUAAUUCACAGAUAAAAAAGUAUUUUUGAUAAUUUUGUAUGUUUUUAGUAAAACACUUUUCUUUGGAGAAUAUUAUUUGUUUUUAACUCUCAAUAUAGUGUUUCACAAAGUAUUUUAUCUGUUAAACAAGACAUCAAGUUACUAGAUUAAUGUAAACAGGGAAAUAUCCCUUUAGUUUAGACUGUGUCUCAUUAAAGAAAUGUUUAUUACUAUA
Messenger RNA from Limulus polyphemus (Atlantic horseshoe crab), 995 nucleotides. RefSeq names its product transcription factor MafG-like. Gene Ontology annotation, cellular component: nucleus. Lineage: Eukaryota; Metazoa; Arthropoda; Merostomata; Xiphosura; Limulidae. Gene Ontology annotation, biological process: regulation of transcription by RNA polymerase II. The transcript is spliced from 2 exons. Gene Ontology annotation, molecular function: RNA polymerase II cis-regulatory region sequence-specific DNA binding; DNA-binding transcription factor activity, RNA polymerase II-specific. Bases 194 to 619 code for a protein of 141 amino acids. The record is from RefSeq and is a predicted model, not a curated record.